AUGAACCGUGUGGAGGCUCAGAAGUUCAGGGAUAAGCAGAUUUCCCAGAAAUAUAACCUCAUACACUUGCUGCCGACGCUAAAUGUACCAGAAUUAUCGGGACUGUACUUGAAGAGCUUCCUUACUGCCACGAAGCGUUACCAGUUACAACUACCGUCUCUUAUUGGAGAAUCAGAGGCUAAGUUCUGUGGAUCAUGCGGCUGUGUGAGAAUACCCCAGCGUAAUUCCCGAUUAUCAGUCAUCGAGGAAGUAGAAGCCAAUGUGCCAUCAAGAAAGCUUCAAUACACAUGCCUUCAUUGCAAACAUGCGGCUACGUUCCCGCUUGUAGAGCUCUCGAAGGAAUCUGUUCCAGAUCAGGAACCAACCAGUGAGAAGUUUACAGCAACUUGGCCACGACGGGAGAAAGUAGCAGGCAAAGUUGAGAAGAAUAGCUCAAAGAUAAGAGCCAAGAAGAGGAAAAUGAACUCUUUAUCUAGUCUUCUCUCCAAGAAGAAUGAAGAGAGGGAGAAACGCAGUUCAUCAUCAUUAAGCUUAGAGAGUUUCAUGCAACGGAAAUAA
Torulaspora globosa is the source of this 558-nucleotide messenger RNA. It is a transcript of the gene SNM1, whose product is annotated as Snm1p. The transcript has a single exon. The record is from RefSeq and is a predicted model, not a curated record. Gene Ontology annotation, biological process: tRNA processing. NCBI's taxonomy places the organism in Eukaryota, Fungi, Ascomycota, Saccharomycetes, Saccharomycetales, Saccharomycetaceae. Bases 1 to 558 code for a protein of 185 amino acids. Gene Ontology annotation, cellular component: nucleolar ribonuclease P complex.